Molecule: messenger RNA, 4652 nt
Organism: Phyllostomus discolor (pale spear-nosed bat)
Lineage: Eukaryota; Metazoa; Chordata; Mammalia; Chiroptera; Phyllostomidae
Gene: SLC9B2
Product: solute carrier family 9 member B2
Exons: 12
Coding region: 1348-2958 (536 amino acids)
Biological process (GO): proton transmembrane transport
Cellular component (GO): membrane
Molecular function (GO): antiporter activity
Source: RefSeq, a predicted model, not a curated record
AUAUUUGACAUGGGCCUAAAUAAAUAUAGUUAACUAACUUGGCAGUAUUGUCAGUUUGGGAAAUAUUUUCUUUAAUUAAUUAUAGAUUUUCUUCACGAAGUUCCAGGAUAACAGAUGAGAGGACAUGGAAUUUGGAAAUAAUCUCUAGACAAAUAAAUAUAAAUGAACCAUGUAACAGAAAUAAAGAAGAAAAUAAAAAUUUUGAGAAAAUGCUAGGUAAAUCUAUGGGUGAUUAUCAGAGAUUAUUAGAAGUUUUUUCUUGUUCUCUUGGUUACAGAGUUUUAUUUUUAUUUUACUUGUUACUAUUUCAAAAGAUAAAGUGGUAUGAUGCACAUAUGUAGCAGCUACUCAAUAAAUAAGUGGUUAUACUUAGCCUUUUCUCUUUAAUAAUAACAAAGGAACUAUUAAAAUAGGCAAAGAACAGAUAAUAUUUUAUGAAUCAGGAAGAAUAUUUUGCAGUUGAUGAAAGUGAGUUAAAACUGACAGCAAAGGAUUUUUUGAAUGGUAUUCCCAGAGUCCAUUGAUGAUAAGAUUCAAUUUGGGGUCUGGAGCAGGUACUACUCUACUGGUUCACCUAGAACAAGUCACUGAAUUUAUGUUGGAUUUUAGUUUUCCAGUUUGUGAAAUUAAGGAAUUGGGCCAAAUGACCUGCAUUUCUUUUGGGUGUAUCACAACCAAAAUGCUGUAACUUCUUAUAAAGUGAGGUAUGGAAUCCUAAAGUUUAUGUUAUGGAGUACUUUACGCUGUGAGUGAGUACACAUGUAUUUGUAUAGCUGUGAACAAAUGAAUUCUAAAUAAAAACGUGAUGAUUCUACAAAAUGCAUUCUAACUUUAACAAAUGUUCCCUCAUAGUUCUCUCAGAGUUAACUAUAAGCUAUAAAACAUUAUAAGCAUUAAAAGCAAAGUAAAAUCUAGCCCAGUAGUUCAAAGUUCUCCAAAGUCAUGCUAAUCAAAUCAGGUGAUGUAUCAAUAAAGCUCAUAUGACUGAAAGAAAUGGAAAACUAUGUUUCAUUCCUGCAGUAAGAGGAAGCUGAAUGUCACUAGAAACUUGAGCGAGCUUUAGAAGAGGAAGGGUUCAAUUUAGGAAAAUCAUCAUUUUAGAUGCUCUGAAAAAGCUUAUUGGACAGAACGUAGGUUCAUCCAUUCUUUCCACAAAGGAGGACCUGAGCGAUGAGUGGUUUCUGGCUGGUGGAGGCGUGUGCUUGGUGGAGAACACUGUUACUUGACAUUGUUCUUGCCUGAAACGAGGUGAUAAAACUGGGACUUGCUUACAGAAGUGAAAAACAGUUUGCCGAAAAACAGAUCUUGUUUGUUGUUCCUCUAUCAUCUUAUUCUUAAUUAUAAAUCAUGGAGGAUGAAAAUAAAACAAUUGAACAUGAAGAUUUGGAACCAACAGGGGUGAAUCACACAGCUUCCAUGUAUCAAGAAACACAGGAGGAAACAGUUAUGAACCUCAAAGGUAUAAAUGGAAAUGAACCAACAGAAGGAAGUAGCGUUGUGAAUACCAGUGAAAGAAGCCUGCAGGAAACACCAUCUGAAUCAAAUUGUUUGCAAAGACUGAAGCAAACAUUCACUUGCCCUCCACAUGGCUUACUGGAUAGAGUAAUAACGAAUGUUACCAUGGUUGUUCUUCUAUGGGCUGUAGUUUGGUCAAUUACUGGCAGCGAAUGUCUUCCUGGAGGAAACCUGUUUGGAAUUAUAAUCCUUUUCAUAUGUGCCGUCAUUGGAGGUAAAAUUAUGGGGCUCAUUAAGUUGCCUACAUUGCCUCCACUGCCUCCUCUUCUUGGCAUGCUGCUUGCUGGGUUUCUCAUAAGAAAUAUCCCUGUCAUCAGUGAGAACGUGCAGAUCAAGCACAAGUGGUCUUCUGCUUUGCGAAGCCUAGCCCUGUCUAUUAUAUUGGUUCGUGCUGGCCUUGGGCUGGAUUCAAAGGCCCUGAAGAAGUUGAAGGGUGUCUGUGUACGAUUAUCCAUGGGUCCUUGUCUUGUGGAAGCAUGCACGUCCGCCCUUCUUGCCCACUUCCUAAUGGGUUUACCCUGGCAAUGGGCAUUUAUACUGGGCUUUGUUUUAGGUGCUGUGUCUCCAGCUGUCGUGGUGCCUUCAAUGCUCCUUUUGCAGGAACGAGGCUAUGGUGUUGAAAAGGGUAUCCCAACCUUACUCAUGGCUGCUGGCAGCUUUGAUGACAUUCUGGCCAUCACUGGCUUCAACACAUGCUUGGGCAUGGCCUUUUCCACAGGCUCCACAGUUUUUAAUGUCUUCAAAGGAGUUUUGGAGGUGGUAAUUGGUGUGGCAGCUGGAUCUCUUCUUGGACUUUUUGUUCGGUACUUUCCAAGCAGUGACCAGGACAAACUAAUGUGGAAACGAGCCUUCCUCGUCUUGGGGCUGUCCGUGCUCGCAGUGUUCAGCAGCUCGUACUUCAGCUUCCCUGGCUCCGGAGGACUGUGCACAUUGGUCCUGGCUUUUCUCGCAGGCCUGGGGUGGGCCGGCCAAAAAGCAGAGGUUGAAAAAAUUGUUUCCGUUGCCUGGGACAUCUUUCAGCCCCUUCUCUUUGGACUGAUUGGGGCAGAGGUAUCGAUUGCAUCUCUCAGACCAGAAACUGUAGGCCUUUGUGUUGCCACCCUGGGAACUGCAGUUUUGAUACGAAUUUUGACUACAUUUCUGAUGGUGUGUUUUGCUGGUUUUAACAUAAAGGAAAAGAUCUUCAUCUCUUUUGCAUGGCUUCCGAAGGCUACAGUCCAGGCUGCAAUAGGAUCUGUUGCUUUGGACACAGCAAGAUCACAUGGAGACAAACAGUUAGAAGAAUAUGGAAUGGAUGUAUUGACAGUGGCAUUUUUGGCCAUCCUCAUCACGGCCCCAAUUGGAAGUGUCUUGAUUGGUUUACUUGGCUCCAGACUUCUCCAGAAAGCUGAACAUCACCAUAAAGAUGAAGAAGUUCAAGGGGAGAUUUCUGUACGACUUUAGAGGUGAAAAGAAAGAAUGCUGAAUAUAAUGAUUACAAAGCUGCUAACAGAGGCUACUUUUGGCAACUAGCAGAGACUACUUUUAUCAAAAUGGAUAGUGAAAUAUGUAAUGUCUAGUCUUAAAAUGUAAUAAAACCAAAAGUGUGGCUAUUUCUUUAAACAGCAUUUUUAGCCAUUAUCCUUUAUAAGUGGGAGGUGAUGUUCUGCAUCUUCAGUCUAACCCCUCUACCUUCUCUUUUUUUUCAAACACCCCUUCAUCAUACAUCUUGAUUUACAUAGGAACACACACACACUUUAAUGUACUACCACAAUUUAAAAAGCACAUGGGAAAGACUAGGUUCGGAAUCCUGUUCUGCUAGCCAACAGCUUUCUCUGAUUUAACUGUCACUCUCACAGCUUCAUGAUGCAUGGUCACCUAGCCUCUCAUGUGUUGAGUUGGCUCCUCUUUUUUUGGCUCCUCUGUUUUUGUUUGUUUGUUUGUUUUUAAAUACCAUAAUCCAGUGCCUCAUCAGUUUCUACCCUCACUUUCACUGCUAAUAUGCCUCACCUCCAUGUCUACUCCUCUUACUAUGUCUGAUUGGUCCUACCAAAAUGUUAAAGUGCACAAAAUAUCUUCCUUGGUUCUUCCCCUUGCAACUAUCUAGAAUCUAGAUGUUAACCUCAUUCAGAGCAUUGGUCAGGCCAACCAAAUUUACUCAACCCCGACCACAGAUGGAAAUAAUUAUUCUUACAUUCAGGUCCCUGAAAGAAGAGUAUAUGUACCCUACACAUACUUGUGUCAGAGCACUCAUAAUCCCUUUCUGUUAUUUGUUUUUAUGUGUUUGUCUCCUAUUAAAUCAGCCAGAUAUGGGUGGGAGCACUGUCUUGGUCAUCUGUGAGUCUUCAGCAUUUUGCAUAGGGCAUGGAAGAUAGUAGGCAUUUAAUAAACAUUUAUUGACCUAAUCAGUGAGGGGAUCUUCUUCCACUGUAGAAAACUACCUGGCACAUAACAGUUCAGACCUUAGUCUGCUUAGUCUGACUUAUUCACCUCAGGCUGUCUAACAAAAUACCAUAGACUGAGUAGCUUGAACAACAGAUGAGUAUUUUCUCACAGUUUCAGAGGCUGAGAGACUAACAUGAGGUUGCUGAUGACAGAGGUCCUCCUGACUUGCCCAUUGCCUCCUCUUCACUGUGUUCUCACAGGGUGAGGCAAGAGAUGGGGAUGGAGGAGAGUAUGCAAGUUCUCUUGUUUCUCUUCUUAUUAGAGUCCUCAUCCCAUCAUCAGGGCCCUGCCCUUCUGACCUCAUCUAAACCUAAUUAUCUCCCAAAGGCCCCAACUCCAAAUACUAUCACACUGGAGGUUAGAGCUUCAAAAUAUUGAAUUAGCAAGGGGGUGGGGAAAAGAGGAGGACACAGUUCAGUCCAAAGCAGGAUGUCAUAUUUCUAAGUAUGGUACUAAACAAACACUGAAAGUUCUUGUUCUUCAGUGCCCUUUUAAUUCCUACGACCAGUGCCAUUCAUAUUCUCUGUGAGAAGUUUUUUUUUUUCUUUCCCUUAGAUAGGCUGAUUAGGUUUCAGAUCUCUAAGUGAUUUUCACAUUUCAGCAUUUUUCUCUUUGGUAUUAAUGCCAAAUAACCUUGACUGGACUUGGGUGCCCUCAAAAUUUCCUGAGCCAAUCACUUGUAUUUGCAAACAGUCUCAUCCAUUACAGUCUUU